Molecule: messenger RNA, 1357 nt
Organism: Stylophora pistillata
Lineage: Eukaryota; Metazoa; Cnidaria; Anthozoa; Scleractinia; Pocilloporidae
Biological process (GO): negative regulation of phosphatase activity; negative regulation of transcription by RNA polymerase II
Molecular function (GO): transcription corepressor activity; phosphatase inhibitor activity; chromatin binding
Source: RefSeq, a predicted model, not a curated record
GUCAAGAAGAAGGUAUGGCGGACGAUGUUAUUCAGCCGUGAGUUUUUUGUCGAUAAUGUCGGAAUUCGCGCAAAUAUCACGCUUGAAAGAAGAAAAUAAGAAGGCUUUGCUGGAACGCCAACAGCGACUACUCACGUGUGAACGAUUUAAGGAAGACUACGAGAAACUCGAGGCUUUAUUGAACACUCUUCCAAACAAAACUUCCCACGAGGUUAUGGUUCCAUUUGGAUCUGUAGCCUUUAUGCCAGGAAAACUUGUUCACACUAAUGAGAUUAUGGUGCUUCUUGGAGACAACUGGUUUGCAGAGCGUUCAGGCAGUCAAGCUCUUGAAAUGGUGGAGAGACGAAAAAAAUGUACUGUCAUUUACUUCAUGUACAUGGUAAUCUUUACUUGCAUUAUUUACAAUGACCUUUCCUUGUUAGAUCUGGAGAAAGAUAUCACUGGAAUCAAGGAAGACUUGAAGAAUUUUCAAUCAGCAUUAAGCUUUGCCUCAGAAAUUCAGUCUGUUGCUGAGGAAAAUUCAGAUGUAAAAGAAAUCAAAGAAGAGCUUUCGUCACAAGAGGAGGAGAGAUUUUUAACUCAACAUUCUCGAAAGGCACAUCCUAAAGUUGAAAGAUUAGGUGGCGCAAAGAAAGUUCUAGGACUAAGGAGUGAUCGAAAGGAGAAAGUUACGAUGAAAGCAAUUGAAGUGCAGAAAGUGUCAUCAGAGGAGUGGUCUUUGUUUGCAAGACUAGAUGAACUGGAAGAAAAGGAAACCAGAAAUGCUGAACUAGACCAAGUUGGACAGGAUGAUUCUAUUGAUGAAAAUAGUACAGGUGAACACACAAAGAUACAAGGUGAUGGAGGAAAAGUAGAAAAGGAGGAAAGAGAAAAAACAAAUGAAACCAAAAAGAAAGUUACUUGGAAGAUGCACUAUGUUAAGGAUGAGACUGAAGUAAGCUCAACUGAUUCCACUGCAAGUGAAGAUGAUGACGAGAAUGAUAACAACUCCCAAAGAUUCUUGUGAAAAGCUCACCGUUACAAGCCCAGCAGACAUCUACUCACAGUUCACUUCUAAAAGAGAAUUAAAAUCCAUUUUAAGAAAGCCCUCUGUUGAAGAAAAAGGCAAAAAAGACUUUGUAGAGGAUACAUCUGUUACUGCGCAACAAUCUCCUGCUAAUAUUGUCAAAGAUAAGGUGCAGACAGAAGACUUCAACUCUCAGAAGGCAUUCACAGGGAGUGUAGUUGAGAAGGCUACUGUGCAGAUGAUCAGACAAGAGAGUUCUCAACUGCAGUCAAGUACAUCCCAACCAGGAAAGAAGCUUUCAAGAUUCAAAGCCGCAAGACAGAAGCAACAAUAAAAUUUUCUUAAUUGUGA